This is a messenger RNA of Megalopta genalis, 2433 nucleotides long. The record is from RefSeq and is a predicted model, not a curated record. NCBI's taxonomy places the organism in Eukaryota, Metazoa, Arthropoda, Insecta, Hymenoptera, Halictidae.
CAUGAAACAAUGCAACUGCCGGCGUAUAGCCUGGAGGUGCAGGGAUAUCUGCAUUUUUGUCUUGUUUACUUCUAAAAACAUCAAAUAAUUAGAGUAAUUUCAGAGAUUAGGAACUCCAUAUUCAUUUUGUACAAUAUCACAUAAAAACGUUAAAAUUGCAUUAGGUAUAUUCUGGAUUUUCUAACAUGUCACUAUCGGUUCGUAAAGAUAAUGCAUUUUAAUUUGUACAAUUUGCAUGAUAAUAUUAUAAAAAAAGCAAUGAAAUUGAAUCGAAUAUAAAAAGUCAGCAAAAUUCAUUCGACUGAAUCAGUGUGAAUGUGACAAAUUUGUGUUCGUAUGAAACCUAGCCUAUAUAACUUUUAACUAUAGAUUAAAUAGUCGAGAUGAAUAGCUUGUUAAUGUUUGUUUUAAAUUUAUGAAUGAUUUAUAAAAAUUAACUAAAUCAAAUUUAAAUCUUAAAAAUAUAAGAUGAAACAGGUUACUAACUUGUGAGCAAAGUCCAAGGCCCAUUUCGAUCGUUUUGUAUUUUGUUUGACCGCCAUUAUUACUGUCGCAUACAAUAAAUUAUGUUUCUACUAAUAAUACUGUUGUUUGUAAAUGUCCUGUAAACUUUACUGCUUUACAGUAUAAAUUCGUACAUACACGGUGUCACAGAACACAACCCAUAAUUUGCAUGAUGUCUGAUGCACAUGCGCGGCUGAAGCAUCGAUAAUUGAAUUUACAUUUGAAUUUAAAUGAUAAUAGUCGAAACGCGAAACAAGAAUGUGAAAUCAUGCAACUACGUUUUGUCUUUCACAAUUUCGUCGUAUUAUUAAUGUUAAUAAAUUUGGUAUUUCGUAUAAAAGAUGGAAGAAUUAUGUAAAAAAAUAGAAAAUGAAUGUUUUAACAGAUCUCAAGAAACUGAAAGCUGCGCGAUUGAAAAAACGAUCAAAUAUAAAAAGUCCGAUAUUAGAGAAUGUUUCAUUGACUAUUCUCUGGAAGACAAAGUUGCAGCUUUGAAAUGCAUGAUUGACUACAAUGAAAAACAUGCAGAAGACGCGCCAGUGCAUAGUAGCGCGCCUAAAACUACUAUCGGUGUAAAGGAAUGUAUGCAAGCAGACCAAGAAACACAGUUCCAAACCAUAAUUUCAGAGUUAAGAAAUACUGUGAUGAAUAGCUACUGGAAUAAAGAAGUUGGCAAAACACCUUAUCAAACUCCGAAUCUUCCAAUUGGCAUGAAUCCAUGGGAAACAGUCUUCGGAAAGAAAAUUAGAUCUGAGACAACCAUGAAUGAAUUACUUCAGGCAAAAACGAAUCAAAUGGAUAUUUUGAAGCCAGAUAUACUUGAUAUGUAUAAAAAAAGCCAUAACAGCUACCUGCCUGCAGAGCAAAUUAGAAGAAAUUAUAAGGAACCAUUCAAUCAAGCUUCUUGCUUUGGAAAAUAUAAUAAUGCAGAUGUUGAGGGCACAAGAGUUAAAAAACGGCUAACAUGGAUUAAUUCCAAUCCUUCUACACUUGUUAAUUCCAUUCUAGCUGAUUUUAAGGAACGGACGUGUUCUCGUGUUGGAGAAGUAAGAAAUUAUAAACAAGCAGAUAUAUUUAUGGACAUGGUACAUGGAAAGGCAAUUAAAAGGGUUCAAACGAAUAUCCUAUCCGACUAUCCUAUUAAUAAUGUUGUUGUGGAAGAGAAGAAAUAUUUGCAAUAUAUCAAUGGUUUGCGUCGGAAGUAUAAAAAACAAUUCCCAGAAAUUCCGUUUCUGGAUAUUCAAGAAGAGCUGGCCAAUCUUGAUCAAGACUACACAGGAAUACUACCAGAAGACACAGUCUUCUCUACAUUAAUGAAAUAUAAAAUGUACAUAAACAAAGUACAGUUUACACCACUAUUGGAUCUCCUUUCAAUACGUAAAGAGAAAAAUGUUAAUUACACAGAACUACUGAAUCUCUUAAAUUGGAAAUACAUCUUUCCAACAUUACCAAAAAUCAAGAGUGUUCCUUUAGAGUGUCAAUGUUAUCAUACUGCGUAUAAGGACGUGAUUGGAAACAUAAAAGAAACAGAUACUACAAGUUAGUGUAAAGACUAUUUUAUUAAAUUAUAUUUUAUUACUAUAUUAUUCCUUUCAGAGGAAGUUCUGCACAAAACUUUGAAAGAUGACAGAACUACAGCUUAUGAUCUCAUCUUCCCAUCUGUCUUUACCAGAUAUGGUCUGGACCGUAACGACCUUACCAAACCACAUGAUAAAGAAGAGAUAAGAACUAUAUUUACAAAUAUAGGUGUUCAUUUUACUGAUGACAGUUUCAAUUUACUUUGGACAGAAGGAUUAAAAGAGUAUAACGUACAGAACUUAUCAGUGCUAACUUUUAAAAAUUUGUGUGAUAAAUAUAACGUGACAAUUGAUAAAAAGGAUUCAUAAAUGUUAUCUACAUUAAAUAACAGAUUUAUAAAAGACCUUAAAA